UCUGCCUGCCAAUCUGUAUGAAGACCACUUGGACGUGUAACUAGCCUUGGAAAUUUUUUUCUGGAUGGUCUAUGCAUCGUAUACACUCUUUGCUUAUGCAAAAAAUUAUAAACGUCCUGAAAUUUUAUCUUUGGAUACUUGCGCAUCGCUUCUUCAUAAACACGCUUUAUUCCUGCAUACGAAGCAGGAGAAUUUAGCGAAUAAUAAAUUUUUGAUAAAAAGGUAUCUAAAGUUUUUCCCAUAUUUGAGGAAUAAAUUUAUUUUUCUUUUUUAUAGGCAAGACUUUUACCAAGACUCUUUUCUUUCUUUUCCCGCUACCUGA
This is a messenger RNA of Meloidogyne enterolobii, 322 nucleotides long. Lineage: Eukaryota; Metazoa; Nematoda; Chromadorea; Rhabditida; Meloidogynidae. The record is from the annotation of a GenBank genome assembly.